ACGCGGUGCGUUCAAGUUCAAGCUCCUGCGCUUCAGCGCCACGCAGCAGGGAGCCGAGCGAACACGACCCCGGAGAGAAAAAUCAUCAUGACUGUUUCAGACGCGUGAAUCGCGAGCGGGAGGCUCCAUCACUGCGCGGCUGAACCUGCUGUCGACACUUCCCGAAGAGAGCGAGGACGCGAGAGCGCCGCGCCGCGCCGGCAGCAGCAUGCAGUGCCAGGCCGAGCUCCGGCUCUCCUCGGCCGGCCAGCUGAAGGCGGCCCGCCGCCGCUACAAGACCUUCAUGAUCGACGAGAUCCUCUCCAGGGAGACUUGUGAUUAUUUCGAGAAGCUCUCGCUCUACUCCAUGUGUCCGUCUCUCAUCGUGCGACCGAAGCCUCUUCACUCCUGCACAGGCUCUUCCUCACUUGGUGCCUACCCGCUGCUCUCAGUCAUCACACGGCAGCCGCCCCACCUCCAGCAGCCCUCGCCCCCCGGCGGGCUCUCGUCCCACCUGCUGUCUCCGCAGCACCCGCGAGGCGCCGAGGUCUCACCCAGCCAAACGCCCGUCAGCAUCAGCAGCGAGUCGGACACAGAGCACAGCGCUCCUCGUCUGAAGAAGCCACGCCGGAGCCGGACCAUCUUCACCGAGCUGCAGCUGAUGGGCCUGGAGAAGAAGUUCCAGAAGCAGAAGUACCUGUCCACUCCCGACAGGUUGGACUUGGCGCAGUCGCUGGGUCUCACGCAGCUGCAGGUGAAGACUUGGUACCAAAACAGGCGCAUGAAGUGGAAGAAGAUGGUGCUGAAAGGAGGUCAGGAAGCGCCGACCAAGCCCAAAGGGAGGCCGAAGAAGAACUCCAUACCUUCCACAGAGGAGAUCGAGGCAGAGGAGCGGCGGAUAAAGCUGGAGGAGGAGAGGAUGCGGAGGCUAGCGGAAGAAGCAGCGCUGACCCAGGGAGGGGAGGAGGCCAAGAUGGAACCUCAAGAUCUCAGUCUGGUGCCGACAUCACCGCCAGAGACUCACGAGCUGGAGCAGGCGAUGGAGCGCUCGGAGCGAGACAUGGCCGCGGCCGUGCCCUCAGACAUGCUCCUAGCCAGCUAGGCCAGAUGGCCCAGCUCAGACUGUUAGCUGAACACAAAUAGUGCCUCGGGAUCACUGUAAAAACAAACGCCUGUGUGAUGUUUAGAGCCACCACUGGAAACCGAGGUUUGGCUUCCCAUGAUGAGCCUUGCGUUGUCCGGCCCACGGACCGGUGAUACGGCUGAUGUGCAGAGAUUGCAGUGGAAAAGUGUAAAAAAAAACAAACUUCUGGCUCCAAGCCUUAAUCAGACUGCACCAAUAUGUGUUGUGUGUCGGAAGCAUGGGGGCGCUGAUGAUCCACUGCCCCCAGAGAGGAGCUUCACACCAGAUUGGGCCACAACUUUGCAUUGAUGGGGAACAAACAUGGAAACUAGCCAUCAUUUAAUAUGAGAGAAAUAUUGUGAUAUUCAUAUGCAUUUCUCUGACAAGACACGCCCACGCAUGUCCGAGUCACGAUGUCAGUGCCUAACAUGGUGAAUGGACCUGUAUUUCUCCCAAAUUUCAUCCAAACCACACACUCAGACGCACACAGCCAGCGAUCGGUCUUCAAGCUGCCUCAUGGAGUAUUGUGCCAAGAUGUUGCCUUAUCAAGGUGCUUGUACAGUGUAUGUGAAAUCCUUAAGCUGCCCACCAAAAUGUGGCUUCAGGCGGCGAUGGGACGCUGAAGCUUCAUGAAACAGCAUCAUUGUUUUCAGAGCUCAGUAGGUGGGGCUCUAGUUUGUUAAAAAAAAAAGGGAAAAUAAGGAGAUUGUUUCAUGAAGCCUCACCGGCCCAUGGCUCGCUUCAGUGCCUUGUUUGUCUCAGAUGGAAGCCUCUGUUCUCCUCAGAAUAUUUAACCCCAGUAUGUUUUCAACAGCAAGUGCCAUUCUGUGAGAUGAUGCUCUGAUCUGUGUGUUGUUCAGUCCAAAGCCUUUUUUAAACGACGAUUCUGCCAAGCCAUACACUGUAUCAUACUUGUAAAAAUAAAAGUAU
This is a messenger RNA of Synchiropus splendidus (mandarinfish), 2032 nucleotides long. RefSeq names its product BARX homeobox 2 (gene barx2). Lineage: Eukaryota; Metazoa; Chordata; Actinopteri; Syngnathiformes; Callionymidae. Gene Ontology annotation, biological process: regulation of DNA-templated transcription. The transcript has 4 exons. Gene Ontology annotation, molecular function: DNA-binding transcription factor activity, RNA polymerase II-specific; DNA binding. The coding region runs from base 209 to 1081 and encodes 290 amino acids. The record is from RefSeq and is a predicted model, not a curated record.